Lolium perenne is the source of this 1087-nucleotide messenger RNA. The record is from RefSeq and is a predicted model, not a curated record. NCBI's taxonomy places the organism in Eukaryota, Viridiplantae, Streptophyta, Magnoliopsida, Poales, Poaceae.
AUGCCUCUCCGAUUGAUUGCUGAUCCAGAAAAAUUCCGUUUGUUGAGUGUCGAGGUCUGUGUAUUGUCAAAAUGUCCAGAUAGGGCACUUGAACUGCUGCAUGGAUGGACACGCCGUGAUAUUAUACAGAUAUUCUGUUCUGAAUUGUGCAAAAAAAGAAAAUAUGAAGAGAUGUCAAAACAGUGGAUACUAAAUUAUCUCUUCUAUGCUGUGAAUGAGAAGUCAUGUGGUCAUGGGAAAAGUAUGAAGAAGUCAGGCCCUGAGCCGAACUCAAGUGACAUGCAGUUACCUUACAAAAGACUGAAAACGAUUGUUGUUCAAGCACUUCCAGAUAUUGCAAAUGCUCCAGUAACAGCUGGUAUAAGUGAACCAACAAACAAGGCACACCUUUGUGAAAAUUCAGCUUCUACGGCUGGUCUUGUUCCAGCAGAUAAAUUUUGCAAACGUUGCUCAUGCUGUAUUUGUUUUAAGUACGACGACAAUAAGGAUCCUAGCCUCUGGCUGUCCUGCAAUUCAGACCAACUCUUGCAGGAAGAGUCAUGUGGUUUUUCAUGCCACCUAGAGUGUGCAUUCAGGGAUGAAAGAUCUGGCAUUCUGCAGUCAAAGAAACUUGAUGGCGGUUAUUACUGCACCCACUGUGGGAAACAAAAUGAUUUGCUUGGGUGUUGGAAGAAGCAACUAUUGGUAGAAAAAGAUGCGCGGCAGUUGGAUGUGUUGUGCCAUCAGAUAUUUCUUAGCCAUAAGAUCCUCAUAUCCACUCAGAAGUACUUGGUCCUCCAUGAGAUCGUGGAUACAGCAUUGAAGAAGCUGGAGGGUGAGCUUGGUCCCAUUACUGGCCUUCCAGCCAAGGGCAGGGGAAUUGUUGCCCGUCUUGCUGUAGGCACUGAAGUUCAGAGGCUUUGUACCCGUGCUAUAGAGACUCUGGAAUCUAUGUUAAAUGGUGCAUUAACUGCUGAAUCGCAAAUUCAGAGAUUGAUUGCUGAUCCAGCGAAAUGCCGUUUGCUGAGUGUCGAUGCAAAGAGUGAAUUUGUCUGAAUUGUCAAAAUCUCCGGAUAAAGCACUUGAACUGCUGCAUGAAUGGACUACC